Messenger RNA from Amphiprion ocellaris (clown anemonefish), 7775 nucleotides. RefSeq names its product netrin g2b (gene ntng2b). NCBI's taxonomy places the organism in Eukaryota, Metazoa, Chordata, Actinopteri, Pomacentridae. The transcript is spliced from 23 exons. The coding region runs from base 979 to 6543 and encodes 1854 amino acids. The record is from RefSeq and is a predicted model, not a curated record.
GAGAUAUUUUCCAUAAAGCCUUUUUUCUCUCUUUCUUUCUGCCCUUGAGCAUCCCGGGUAAACCCGAGCUUGUAAAGUGGGAAGAGGAGGAGGAGAGGGGCCAAGAAGGGCGGGCACAAAGCCUUUCCUCAAACUCAAUAUUUUAUACUUUUGAUACUCCUUGACGCUGGAUUUCAGUCCUCUUCCCCAGCCGUUUCCAGAUCUAGGACACGGAUCUACCGUGCGCAGCGAUCCACGGUGAGAUAAAAAGUAUCCGGCAGACGGCAGAAACAAGCAGCGAGCCGGGCAGGCUGAGAGACGGGAGUACAGAGAGGACCGCGGCGGAGUACAGUGGAUGGUCGAGGGGGGGGGGACCUUUUUGUUUGUUUGUUUGUUUGUUUUAUUGGCCAAAGAAGGAGGGACGUGCACGCAAAGUCCUGACCAGCCUGACAGAUGCAUGCUAGAAGACAAUCAGAAGAGCUCGGACAGUCGAAAAUGUCCAAUGGAUAUACCUGAAGACGCAGCAACUUCUCUUUCAUCCUCCCCAACUAGUUCCACUGUUUCCCUGCAGGACAUCUGAGAUAUGGAUCCGCGUUAACAUCUCCUACCCAACUCCCUGCACCACUAUGGUUAAAGUGUAUGCCGAGAUUCAUCUCUGUAACAUUAUCCGCCUCUCCACCCACCGCCCAUCUUCCUCAGGAAACCAGCCGUCAAAACAACUAAGUGUCCCUCUCUCGGUUCUCUGGGGGCCGUCAAUAUUUGUCCAGCGACACUGAGAGAAAGCUCCUUACAUUUGGCGGGUGGGGGGGAUUUAUGAACCUGGAGGCGAGCUGUGUCAUUUCCCCCGCACCUCUCCAUUCAUAGCACAGCAGUAUGGUGGUAGGGAUGUCCACUAUUUCUUUAUGAUCACCGCUCCAUGCGCUUCACCUCUCCUCUGAGCUCCGUGGCCCCCUCAUCCCGUGCCGGACCCCGCUCCAAACACCCCCCCUCCAGCCUGCCAUGCUCCUCCAGGCCGUGUUGCUGCUGCUGCUGCGCUGCCUGGCCUCCACCCUGGGCCAGUACGAACUGUGCAAGUCCCUGGUGAGCACGGACGAGGGCUCGGUGUGGGAGCAUUACGCGUGCCAGCCAAAAGCCGCGUCCAUGAAAGACCACAUGCGGAUCAAGGUGGAUCCGCCCGGAAUUACGUGUGGAAAUCCGCCUGAGAGGUUCUGCACUCUGGAGAAUCCAUACCUGUGCAGUGACGAGUGUGAUGCCUCUAAUCCAGACUUGGCCCACCCUCCUCAGCUGAUGCAGGACCGUGAACGCAACGGCCUAAUCACCUACUGGCAGACAGUCACCUGGAGACGUCACCCAGAGCCCCUGCUGGCCAACAUCAGCAUGUCCUGGAACAAGAGUCUGGAGCUCACAGAUGACAUCCAGAUCACCUUUGAAUAUGGCCGUCCUACCAUCAUGGUGAUGGAUAAGUCCAUGGAUCACGGACGCUCCUGGCAGCCUUACCAGUUCUACGCUGAUGACUGCUUGGAUGCCUUCAACAUGCCACCCAAACGUGUGCGUGACCUUUCGCCCGCCAACAUCACACGGGUCAUCUGCACUGAGCAGUAUUCGCGCUGGGUAGGCUCCAAAAAUGACAAGAAUGUGAAGUUUGAGGUGCGGGCACGCUUUGCUGUGUUUGCCGGGCCGCGGCUACAGAACAUGGACAACCUGUACACCCGCAUGGAAAGUAUGAAGGGAUUGAGGGACUUCUUCACCUUCACCAACCUUAGGCUGAGGCUGCUCAGGCCUGCCCUCGGAGGCACCUACGUCCAGAGAGACAACCUGCUCAAGUACUUCUAUGCCAUCUCCAACAUCGAUGUACCUGCCAGGUGUAAGUGUAACCUCCAUGCCUCCCAGUGCCUGCCGAUUGAUGGGAACCUCCAGUGCCAGUGUGAACACAACACCACCGGCCAGGACUGCCAGCGCUGCAAGAAAGGCUUCAAAGCCAAGUCCUGGAAAGCAGGUUCCUACCUGCCAGCACCAAACGGAACCCCCAACACCUGUACAAUUGCUGGUUCCCCCUCCGGUUCUAAUGAAGAUGAGGCAGAGGGGGAAACUAGAGUUGAAGCUGAGGGUGAAACUGAAGAUGAAAGCGAAGUUGAAACAGAGGGUGAAGCUGAAGUUGAAGCUGAAGGUGAGGGUGUGCCCGAGGGUGAAGCAAAGAGAACUACAACCAUCUCUGAAGCUGAACCAGCCCCCGCUGUUACCCAUGAGCACUUUGGAGCCCCCCAGCAAGAGUCCAUUGCCUCCGUUUCUGGGGUUGGAAAAUCACAUUCCAGCUCCCUAAACCCUCAUCAUGUUGACAGACAUGAAGCGGAGGUUCUCCCUCCUUCACCGUCCUCUCCACCAGAGGAGCACAGAGUUUCCCUGACACCAGAGGAGUUCACAUCUUCAGAAACAAUCCCCGAAUACCCACACCUGUCUCACCUAGUCCCAGAGGAAUCCACACAUCAUUCAGCUGUUGAUCAUCAUCAUCACCACCAUACAACCAUGGAGAAGUCCAUUCUCCAUCCAUUGACUCCAGUUAACCAUCAUACAAGCGUGAUCGAAACUGAGAAAAAACACUCAGAGCCGAGGCAUAGUGAGAGCGGAGACCUCCACAAGUCUGACGAUCAUGCACACGUGAGUCAUGGCCACAAAUCCACCACUUCACUGGAACAUGGGGAGAAAAGGGAGGAGGAUGAGCAUAGGAAAGUCUUCCAUGGCACUGGAGAACAUGUACAUGAGAGUCAUGGCCAUAAAACUACCUUAUCUGAACAUGGGGAAGAAAGGGAAGAUCAUCAGAAAAAAGGUAUCUCUUUUAUGUGUAGUCAUCCAGUGCAUGUAGAAUAUGUAUAUUUAUACAUUAGUCUGUUUACUGAGCAGAUAUGCUUUAGAUCAAAAUGUCUUACAUCUCGCCUGAAGAAUUGGAAACAACUAAAAUCUAUCUUAAAUUUUCCUUCUUUCAAUUCAAAUUGUGUUUUUUCAGACACACACACAUCUCGAGAACACGUACAUGAGACUCACAGCCACAGAACAACCUCAUCUGUUCACGAAGAGAAAGGGGAGGAGGAGCAUGAUGGAAGACAUGUUGAUAGGAAAGACCCCCACGCAUCCGAGGGACACGUACAUGAGAGUCAUGGUCAUAAAACAACAACUUCAUCAGAGCCCAGAGGAAAAAGUGAGGAGAAGGAGCAGGAGGAAAGACAAGCAGAGAGGGAAGUCUCCCACACAUCUGAGGAGCAUGUACAUGAGGUUCAUGGCCACAAAUCAACAAUCUCAUCUCAUCACGGGGGAGAGGAGCACACAGAAAGGAAAGUUUCCCACUUGUCUGAGGAACAUGUACACGAGAACCAUGGCCACAAAACAACCUCUUCUGAGCACGAACACAACGAGCAUUCAGAGGAAGAAGAGAAGAAAGUUUCCCACAUGUUUGAGGGGCAUGCACAUGAGACUCAUGGCCACAAAACAACAACCUCAUCUGAGCUUGGAGAAAAAAGGCAGGAGGAGACACGUCAAGGCCACCACAAGCCUGAGGAACAUGUACAUGAAAUUCACGGCCACAAAACACAAUCAGAAACUCAUGGACACACAUCGCCAUCUGCAACUCAUGGACUCACAUCACCAUCUGCAACUCAUGGACACACAUCACCAUCUGAAACUCAUGGACACACAUCACCAUCUGAAAUUCAAGGACACACAACGCCAUCUGAAACUCAUGGACACACAUCACCACCUGAAACUCAUGGACACACAUCACCAUCUGAAACUCAUGGACACACAUCAUCAUCUGAAACUCAUGGACACACAUCAUCAUCUGAAACUCAUGGACACACAUCAUCAUCUGAAACUCAUGGACACACAUCAUCAUCUGAAACUCAUGGACACACAUCAUCAUCUGAAACUCAUGGACACACAUCACCACCUGAAACUCAUGGACACACAUCACCAUCUGAAACUCAUGGACACACAUCAUCAUCUGAAACUCAUGGACACACAUCAUCAUCUGAAACUCAUGGACACACAUCAUCAUCUGAAACUCAUGUACACAUAUCAUCAUCUGAAACUCAUGGACACACAUCAUCAUCUGAAAGUCAUGGACACACAACACCAUCUGAAACUCAUGGACACACAUCAUCUGAAACUCAUGGACACACAUCAUCUGAAACUCAUGGACACACAUCACCAUCGGAAACUCAUGGACACACAUCAUCUGAAACUCAUGGACACACAUCAUCAUCUGAAACUCAUGGACAUGCAUCAUCAUCUGAAACUCAUGGACACACAUCAUCUGAAACUCAGGGACACAUAUCAUCUGAAACUCAUGGACACGCAUCAUCAUCUGAAACUCAUGGACACACAUCAUCAUCUGAAACUCAUGGACACACAUCAUCAUCUGAAAGUCAUGGACACACAUCAUCAUCUGAAAGUCAUGGACACACAUCAUCAUCUGAAAGUCAUGGACACACAUCAUCAUCUGAAACUCAUGGACACACAACAUCUGAAACUCAUGGACACACAUCAUCUGAAACUCAUGGACACACAUCACCAUCGGAAACUCAUGGACACACAUCAUCUGAAACUCAUGGACACACAUCACCAUCGGAAACUCAUGGACACACAUCACUAUCUGAAACUCAUGGACACACAUCAUCAUCUGCAACUCAUGGACACACAUCACUAUCUGAAACCCAUGGAUACACAUCAUCAUCUGAAACUCAUGGUGACAUAUCGGAAAGUCAUGGCCACAAAACAGCAUCUGAAAGCCAUGGACACAUAUCGGAAAAUCAUGGACACAAAGCAGGAUCUGAAAGUCAUGGACACAAAACAGUAUCUGAAAGUCAUGGACACAAAACAGUAUCUGAAAGUCAUGGACACAAAACCGUGUCUCAAAGUCAUGGACACACAACUUCAUCUAAUAGUCAAGGUCACAUAUCUGAAAGCCAUGGCCAUAACACAGCAUUUGGAAGUCAUGGACACACAUCUGAAAGUCACGGACACAAAACAACUUCUGAAAGUCAUGGACACAAAUCUGAAAGUCAUGGACACAUAUCUGAAGGUCAUGGCCACAAAACAGCAUCUGAAAGUCAUGGACACACAUCUGAAAGUCAUGGACACACGUCUGAAAAUCACGGACACAUAUCUGAAGGUCAUGGACACAAAGCAGCAUCUUCAGCUCAUGGCCAUAUAUUAUCUGAAAGUCAUGGCCACAAAACAGCAUUUGGAAGUCAUGGACACACAUCUGACAGUCAUGGACACAAAUCUGAAAGUCACAGGCACAUAUCUGAAGCUCAUGGACACAAAGCAACAUCUGAAACUCAUGGCUACAUAUCAUCUAAUAGUCAUGGACACAAAUCUGAAAGCCAUGGACACAUAUCAAAUAGUCAUGGACACAUAUCUGAAAGCCAUGGCCACAUAUCAUCUAAUAGUCAUGGACACAAAUCUGAAAGCCAUGGACACAUAUCGAAUAGUCAUGGACACACAUCAUCAUCUAAUAGCCAUGGCCACAUAUCUGAAAGUCACAGCCACAAAACAUCAUCUGCACAUGGAGAGGAAAGAACUGAAAGGAAAGUUCACCAUGGGGGACACGUAGAUGGCCAUGCAACAACCUUAUCUGAACACGGGGAGAAGCAUGCAGGAAGAGAAGUCGUCCAUAACUCUGAAGAACAUGUACAUGAGAUUCAUGGCCACAAAGCCCCAACCUCAUCUCAUCAUCAUCAUCCACAAAGAAAACCUGAGAGGACAGUCUCACACAAUUCUGAGGGACACGCACAUGAGACUCAUGGCCACAGAGGCUCCUCGGAGCAUGGUGAGGGGGAGGAACAUCAAGAAAGAGUGCACUAUGUCAUCGAACAACCUGAGUGGGAAAGAGGGGGUCAUGGGACCACAAAAUACAGUUUCGGGAGAGAGGAUGAAGACGGAGAGGAGCAUGCAAAGACAAAAAGAAAAGGGCUUCUGAAACUCUUGAGCUCAGGAGAGCCUCAGGCCAAACAGUUGUUUGGGAUCAUAUACGAUGAUUUCAAAGACUGUGAGUGCUACGGCCACUCCAACCGCUGCAGCUACAUCGACUACCUGAACAUCGUCACAUGCGUCAGCUGCAAGCACAACACCAGGGGCCAGAACUGCCAACAUUGCAGACUCGGAUACUUCCGCAACGCCUCUGCCGAACUGGAUGAUGAGAGCGUUUGCAUCGAGUGCAACUGCAACCAGAUGGGCUCUGUUCAUGACCGGUGUAACGGCACAGGCUUUUGUCAGUGCAAAGACGGCGCCACGGGGGCCAAAUGUGAUGACUGUCUGCCAGGAUACUACUGGAAACAAGGCUGUUACUCUAACGUUUGCGACGAGGAGAUGCUCCUGUGCCAGAACGGAGGAACGUGUUACCAGAACCAGAAGUGCAUCUGUCCUCCAGAGUUCAAGGGAGUACUGUGCCAACACUCCCGCUGCGAGGCGGGCAAGGACUGCAACAGCGCUUCUUUGCCGCAACUUUCCACGGCCACCCUGCUGCUCUGCACUCUGCUAACCUACCUACAGGCCACGUUAACACCCCACUGAGACACGAGAAGAACCCCUCAGACCAAGGAGUGUGUGUAUAUGUGUGUCUACGUGAGGCAAAGGGUGACCCAGAGCGGGAGGGCCGUGGCAGUCAUGGACCUGGCAAACGCACACUGCAGCACUCUUAAAAGCGCACACACCCACAGAACACUACCUAACCCCAUUCUCCUUUCAAACACAUAUACACACACACACACACACACACACACACACACACACACACACACACACACACACACACACACACACACACACACACACACACACACACACACACACACACACACACACACACACACACACACACACACACACACACACACACACACACACACACACACCCACCUCACAGGACUAUUGUGAUUGUGAGUGUGUGCUCAGGUGCAAGAAGGACAAACAGAGUAAAAAAGGGGAGCAACCUCAGAGAAAAGAGAUGCAGUCAAAAGGGGAAAAAAAUAAUCAUACCAACCACUGUUCCCUUUAUUCCUGAGCUGGAGCAAUGUGCAUCAAACCAAAAAAGCAUAAACACUUAAAUCACCACUGUUUCACUUCAAAGGGAAUGGCUGUUUUAACCACAAGGACUUUUUCUUUUCUCUUAUUUUUUCUUGGUUGAGUUGGGGAUCUCACCUCCGUUAGACUGAUGUCCAACACAUUUGUGGUCAGACUCUAUGCGAGGACAAGACAUGUGGACACGACGGACGGGUCGGGAGGCGAGAUGCUCAUUUGAUCCUGCUGCUGAGGCCUACAUAGUAUAUUAACCAGGUUUCAUUUCUUCUCAAAAGAUGAGACUUGAUUUUACAUUUAUUCUAUUUCUGCUGCAUUUUUUUUUUUAAAAAUUAUAUCUUCAGUCAUUGUAUCUAAUGUGCCCACUAGCAGUUGCUGAGAUUAUACAUAUUAUAUAAUAUCCAGGGGGUUAUGAAUUAUUUAAAAAAAAUAGUCACUAUUAUGGUUGUUAUAGGAAUGAGUGAUUGUUGCCACACUUAGCGAGAUUUAAUCUUCACACAGUAUUCAGGAAGCAGAAUUUAACAGAAUCUAACUAAUCAAAAGUCUAAAAAGAGAGAAAAGAUAUGAACCACGUAUCAAUAUUAUAUGACAUUAUUUGAAUAUUUUUUGUAGAAAUUAUUUUUGUUUGGAGUUACAAUAAAUUAUAAAAAAUGACAUUUACAACUAUUCCAGAUGAGCAUUUUAUUACACUGAGUGUAAACCUUGCAGUAAAUAUGACUGUUAUUUGC